CAUUAAUGGCGCAGUUAUAAAGUAGUUAAUGUGCAACCAAGCAGAGCUGGGUCUCAUGCAAUAUCUUGAUGUGGACUUUUAGCUUUUGCCUACGUAGCAGCAGUUUGAGGUGGAUUAAGCAUUACAGCCCAUUGUUCCUGCCUGGAGAACUCUUGCUCUCGUUUUUUUUUUCCCUUUUGACCUUCAACUUGAGAUAUGAGAGGACUGCAGUUUGUCGUGCGCAAGUUAUGUUAGAUUUAGUAUUGAGUCUGUGACUGAACCGUAACCGAACCUGUCAAAGGAGACGCCCAAACGUUCAUUUCGUCCUGCAGAAGAACAGUUUGAGAAAAUGAUGAACGAUAAGGACAGAGACGCAUUUAGAAACGUCAGUCAGAAGCCCGGCCUGCAGAUAUGGACCAUCAGCAAGAUGCAAAUGGUUUCGGUUCCGUCCCGAGCCUUCGGGAACUUCUUCGAAGGAGACUGUUAUGUUGUUCUAAACAUAAGUAAGGCUCGGGGUUCGGGAGAGUCCGUGGACAUCCAUUACUGGAUCGGCGCCGCCUCGUCUCAGGACGAGCAGGCCUCCGCCGCCAUCUACGUCACCCAGCUGGACGAGUACCUGGGCGGGAGUCCGGUGCAGCACAGAGAGGUGCAGGGCUACGAGUCGCCGCAGUUCAGGAGCUACUUUAAAACAGGCCUGAUCUACAAGAARGGGGGCGUGGCCUCGGGUUUUAACCACGUCGACACGAACGUCUACAACAUCCUGCGGCUGCUGCGCGUCAAGGGGACGAAACACAUCACAGCGACAGAGGUUGAGGUGUCGUGGAACAGCUUUAACAACGGAGACGUUUUCCUCCUGGACAUGGGUAAAAAUAUAGUUCAGUGGAACGGCCCUGAGAGCAACCGCAAGGAGAGGCUGAAGGCGGUCCUGUUGGCUCAGGACAUCCGGGACAGAGAGCGAGGGGGACGUGCUGAGAUCUCGGACGUGGAGGGGGGACACGAGAAGGACUCGCCGGAGCUGAUGAACCUGAUGACAGCGACGCUCGGCCCGAAGCCCAGCCAGCUGAAGAAAGCCGUUCCCGAUGACACGCCUGAGGAGGCGCAGGCCGGCAGCGUCAAACUCUACCAUGUUUUUGAUGACUGUGGGAAUAUGGUGAUCAAGGAAGUGGCCACACAGCCUCUGUCACAACACCUGCUUCACUCCGGCGACUGUUACAUCGUGGACCACAGAGGCUCCAGUGUGAUGGUCUGGAAGGGCAAAAAGUCCUCAAAGGAGGAGAGACAGAAAGCCCUGAACACAGCAGUGGGUUUUAUUAAAGCCAAGAACUACCCGUCCAGCACCCCCGUGGAGGUGAUGUCUGAGGGGGGAGAGUCGGCCAUGUUCAAGCAGCUCUUUCCAUCCUGGAAGGAGAAGGACCAGAUUAAGGGUCUGGGGAACACCCACACUGUCGGAAAAAUAGGGUGGAACGGGUCGACCUGGUGUCGUUAACCCCCAGUCCAGUUCCAGACUCUUCCACGUGAGAGGAACUACGGCGAUGAACACGAAGGCCAUCGAAGUGCCGGCGAGGUCCUCGUCCCUGAACAGCAACGACGUCUUCGUGUUGAGCGCCAACCAGAAGUGCUACCUGUGGUACGGAAAGGGCUGCAGCGGGGAUGAGAGGAUGAUGGCGACAGAAGUGUGCGAUUUGCUGUUCCGGCAGUUUAAGGAGGUGGUGAUGGAGGGCCAGGAGCCCGCUGAUUUCUGGAUCGCUUUGGGGGGAAAGGCCCCCUACGCCAAUGACAGGAGGUUGGAGAGGGAGGAGCUGCUCCACAGCCCCCGUCUGUUCGAGUGCUCCAAUCAGACGGGUCAGUUCAGGAUGACCGAGAUUUACGGCUUCGACCAGAGCGACCUGGACGAAGACGACGUCAUGCUGCUGGACACCUGGGAGGAGAUUUUCCUGUGGAUCGGAGUCUCAGCCAACGAGUACGAGACCAAGGAGUCGCUGAACAGCGCGCAGGAAUACCUGAGGACGCACCCGGCGGGUCGUGAUCCCGACACUCCCAUCCUCACCGUCAGGCAGGGGAACGAGCCGCUCACCUUCACCGGCUGGUUUACCGCCUGGGAUCCUUUUAAGUGGCGCGACCUGAGCCACACGGGUAAGAGGCCUGCUGUGAUGGACGAGGGUGGCUACAGGGCCCCUGGAGGUCCGGGCUCUUCGGUUCCGGCGUCACCCAAACCCUCUACCCCCGCCAGCCCGUCCCAUCAGGCCUGGUUCCCAUCAGGUGGCGGCGGGAGGUAUCUGGACCCGAAAAUCCUUAUCAACACACCUGCUGACGAGCUUCCCGAGGGAGUGAACCCCACGCAGAGAGAGGACUACCUGUCUGAUGAGGACUUCGAGAACCUGCUGGGCGUGACCCGCGCAGACUUUCUGGGCAUGCCCCAGUGGCGUCAGAUCGAUUUGAAGAAAAAAGCUGGAAUUUUCUGAGAAGGCGAGCUGCCAAACCAGUCUGUGUGUGAUUCCAGGAAACGCAAGCCGAAGCUGUUUCCUGUCGACAGAAGCAAAAUAACUUUCUUUUUUACUUUAAGUUCUAAUGAUACAAAAUGUAUGAGGUGCGAAGUGCAAAAUAUAAUGUUAAAAAUAUAACACAUCAUCAUUAUUUAGCUCACUUUUUGAGUAUGAUAGUUUAGUUAGAAAAU
This is a messenger RNA of Austrofundulus limnaeus, 2653 nucleotides long. RefSeq names its product villin-like (gene vill). Gene Ontology annotation, cellular component: cytoplasm; actin cytoskeleton. The record is from RefSeq and is a predicted model, not a curated record. Gene Ontology annotation, biological process: actin polymerization or depolymerization; barbed-end actin filament capping; actin filament severing. NCBI's taxonomy places the organism in Eukaryota, Metazoa, Chordata, Actinopteri, Cyprinodontiformes, Rivulidae. Gene Ontology annotation, molecular function: phosphatidylinositol-4,5-bisphosphate binding; actin filament binding.